GGUCUCCGCCGCGAGCCGCCGCGCCCGGGACGGUGCGCAGCCUUCGCGCCCCGGCCCUGCGGAGUGAGCCGCCCGCCGCGGCCCCCCGAGCGCCCCGCCGCCGCCCCCCGCCGUCCCCGCCGCCCCGGGCGCGCCGCCAUGGGGCCCCGGCUCGGCCUCUGGCUGCUGCUGCCCGCCGCCCUCCUGCUCCACGAGGAGCGCAGUCGGGCCGCUGCGAAGGGUGGCUGUGCUGGCUCUGGCUGUGGGAAGUGUGACUGCCAUGGAGUGAAGGGACAAAAGGGUGAAAGAGGCCUCCCGGGGCUACAAGGUGUCAUUGGUUUUCCCGGAAUGCAAGGACCCGAGGGGCCGCACGGACCGCCGGGACAGAAGGGCGACACGGGAGAGCCAGGACUGCCAGGAACCAAAGGGACCCGAGGACCGCCAGGAGCAUCGGGUUACCCUGGAAACCCAGGACUUCCUGGUAUUCCUGGCCAAGAUGGUCCCCCAGGUCCCCCCGGGAUCCCAGGUUGCAAUGGGACAAAGGGAGAGAGAGGGCUCCUGGGGCCUCCGGGCCUGCCUGGGUUCACUGGACACCCCGGACCACCAGGAUUGCCAGGAAUAAAGGGAGAUCCAGGUGAAAUACUCGGCCAUGUGCCCGGGGCCCUGCUGAAAGGUGAAAGAGGAUUUCCUGGGACCCCCGGAACACCGGGCUCACCAGGAUUGCCAGGGCUACAAGGUCCCAUUGGCCCCCCAGGAUUUACUGGACCACCGGGUCCCCCAGGCCCUCCUGGCCCUCCGGGUGAAAAGGGACAAAUGGGCUUGAGUUUUCAAGGGCCAAAGGGUGACAAGGGUGAUCAAGGGGUCAGUGGGCCCCCAGGAGUGCCGGGACAAGCCCAGGUUAAAGAAAAAGGAGAAUUUGCCACCAAAGGAGAGAAGGGUCAAAAAGGUGAACCUGGAUUUCAGGGAAUGCCAGGAGCUGGAGAGAAGGGUGAACCCGGAAAACCAGGGCCCCGAGGAAAACCUGGAAAAGAUGGUGAAAAAGGAGAAAAAGGGGGUCCAGGAUUUCCAGGCGAUUCCGGGUACCCAGGACUCCCAGGCCGAGAAGGUUUUAAGGGAGACAAAGGCGAAGCAGGUCCCCCAGGCCCACCUGGCAUUGUUAUUGGCACAGGACCCCUGGGAGAAAAAGGAGAGCGGGGGUACCCAGGAAGCCCAGGGUUGAGAGGAGAGCCGGGCCCCAAAGGUUUCCCAGGAUUGCAAGGCCAACCAGGCCCUCCAGGCAUCGUGAUACCAGGGCAGGCUGGUGCUCCCGGCUACCCUGGCGAAAGAGGAGAAAAAGGUGACCAGGGGUUUCCAGGCACAUCUUUGCCAGGACCAAGCGGAAGGGAUGGGCUCCCAGGCCCUCCCGGGCCCCCCGGGCCCCCUGGGCAGCCAGGCCACACGAAUGGAAUCGUGGAGUGCCAGCCCGGACCUCCUGGGGACCAGGGGCCUCCUGGAAUCCCGGGGCAGCCGGGGCUAACGGGGGAAGUUGGAGAGAAAGGUCAGAAAGGAGAAAGCUGCCUCAUCUGUGACACAGCAGGACUUCGCGGGCCCCCUGGGCCGCAGGGUCCCCCAGGGGAAAUAGGUUUCCCGGGACAGCCAGGGGCCAAGGGUGACAGAGGCUUACCUGGCAGAGAUGGUCUUGAAGGAUUGCCUGGACCACAAGGUGUCCCGGGGCUGAUGGGCCAGCCAGGAGCCAAGGGAGAGCCUGGCGAGUUUUACUUCGACGUGCGCCUCAAGGGAGACAAAGGAGACCCGGGUUUCCCAGGACAGCCCGGAAUGCCAGGCAGAGUGGGGACUUCUGGGAGAGAUGGCCAUCCGGGUCUGCCCGGCCCCAAAGGCUCUCCGGGUUCAGUAGGACUGAAAGGAGAACGUGGCCCCCCCGGGGGAGCUGGAUUCCCCGGCAGUCGCGGUGACAUUGGUCCUCCUGGGCCUCCAGGGUUCGGCCCCAUUGGUCCCAUUGGUGACAAAGGACAGCCAGGCUUCCCUGGAAACCCUGGAUCCCCAGGCCAGCCAGGUCCCAAGGGUGACGCAGGAAGAGUGAUGCCCCUACCUGGCCCCCCUGGGACGGAAGGACUCCCGGGGUCCCCCGGCUUCCAGGGCCCCCAAGGGGACCGAGGCUUCCCUGGCACCCCAGGAAGGCCGGGCCUCCCAGGAGAGAAGGGCUCCGUUGGCCAGCCUGGCAUUGGAUUUCCAGGGCCUCCCGGGCCCAAAGGUGUUGAUGGCCUCCCUGGGGACUUGGGACCUCCUGGGAAUCCUGGUCGCCCAGGAUUUAAUGGCUUACCUGGCAACCCAGGUACACCUGGUCAAAAGGGAGAGCCUGGAGUUGGUCUGCCAGGACUCAAAGGAUUGCCAGGUCUUCCUGGCAUUCCCGGCGCACCUGGGGAGAAGGGAAGCAUCGGAGGACCAGGCAUUCCCGGGGAGCACGGGGAUAUUGGCCCCCCAGGCCUUCAGGGAAUCAGAGGUGACGCGGGACCUCCUGGAUUACAAGGUCCCAAAGGAGCUCCAGGAGUUCCUGGAAUCGGCCCCCCUGGAGUGAUGGGCCCCCCAGGAGGACAGGGACCACCAGGGUCCUUAGGCCCCCCUGGAGUGAAAGGAGAGAAGGGCUUCCCUGGAUUCCCAGGUCUGGACAUGCCGGGCCCCAAAGGCGAUAAAGGCACCCAAGGGCUCCCCGGCCUGACGGGGCAGUCGGGGCUCCCUGGCCUUCCCGGGCAGCAGGGCACCCCCGGCCUUCCUGGGUUCCCAGGCUCCAAAGGAGAGAUGGGUGUCAUGGGGACCCCGGGACAGCCCGGCUCGCCAGGACCAGCUGGUGUGCCAGGAUCGCCAGGCGAGAAAGGAGACCUCGGCUUCCCGGGCUCCUCAGGCCCCAGGGGAGACCCUGGCUUCAAAGGCGAUAAAGGAGAUGUUGGUCUCCCUGGCAAGCCUGGGUCCAUGGAUAAAGUGGACAUGGGCAGCAUGAAGGGUCAGAAGGGAGACCAAGGAGAGAAAGGACAGAUUGGACCAAUUGGUGAUAAAGGAUCCCGGGGAGAUCCUGGAACCCCAGGAGUACCUGGGAAAGACGGCCAAGCAGGGUUUCCUGGGCAGCCAGGACCUAAAGGUGAUCCUGGCAUAGGUGGAACCCCAGGUGCCCCGGGACUUCCUGGACCGAAAGGAUCAGUGGGUGGAAUGGGCCUGCCAGGAACACCUGGAGAAAAAGGUGUGCCUGGAAUCCCCGGCCCGCAGGGGGUCCCGGGCUUACCCGGGGAGAAGGGAUUGAAGGGAGAGAAGGGGCAGUCAGGUCUCCCUGGCAUCGGAAUUCCGGGACGGCCCGGGGAUAAGGGCGAUCAAGGGAUUGCAGGUUUCCCAGGAAGUCCUGGAGAGAAGGGAGAAAAAGGAAGCACUGGGAUUCCGGGCAUGCCCGGGGCUCCAGGCCCCAAAGGCUCGCCGGGGAGUGUCGGCUACCCAGGAAGCCCUGGGUCGCCUGGAGAAAAAGGUGACAAAGGCCUCCCUGGAUUGGAUGGUGUCCCUGGCAUCAAAGGACAAGCAGGCCUUCCGGGGCAGGCUGGUCCCACAGGCCCAGUUGGCCAGAAAGGGGAGCCCGGCAGCGACGGAAUCCCGGGCUCGGCGGGAGAGAAGGGCGAACCAGGUCUACCAGGAAGAGGAUUCCCAGGGUUCCCAGGGACCAAAGGCGAGAAAGGUUCAAAGGGCGACGUGGGUUUCCCAGGACUAGCUGGGAGUCCAGGAAUUCCUGGAUCCAAAGGCGAGCAAGGAUACAUGGGUCCUCCGGGGCCACAGGGACAGCCAGGGUUGCCCGGAGCACCAGGCCACCCCGUAGAGGGACCCAAGGGAGACCGAGGCCCGCAGGGACAACCCGGCCUGCCAGGACUUCCGGGACCCAUGGGGCCUCCGGGGCUCCCCGGGCUCGAUGGGCUGAAAGGCGACAAGGGAAACGCAGGCUGGCCAGGGGCUCCCGGUGCUCCAGGGCCCAAAGGAGACAUAGGGUUCCAGGGCAUGCCCGGGAUCGGUGGUUCUCCAGGAAUCACAGGUGCUAAGGGUGACACAGGACUUCCAGGAGUUCCAGGAUUCCAAGGUCAGAAAGGUCUCCCCGGCCUCCAGGGAGUUAAAGGAGAUCAAGGAGACCAAGGCUUCCCUGGAACUAAAGGUCUUCCCGGCCCCCCAGGCCCCCCGGGUCCUUACGAUAUCAUCAAAGGGGAGCCAGGGCUCCCUGGUCCUGAGGGCCCCGCAGGGCUGAAGGGGCUUCAGGGCCCUCCAGGCCCCAAAGGACAGCAAGGUGUGACAGGAUCGGUGGGCUUACCUGGACCACCAGGUAUUCCCGGGUUUGACGGUGCCCCUGGCCAGAAAGGAGAGACGGGACCUUUCGGACCUCCUGGUCCGAGAGGUUUCCCGGGGCCUCCAGGCCCUGAUGGGCUGCCAGGAUCCAUGGGUCCCCCAGGAACCCCGUCUGUAGAUCAUGGCUUCCUUGUGACCAGGCACAGUCAAACCAUCGAUGACCCACAGUGUCCUCCUGGGACCAAAAUCCUUUACCACGGGUACUCCCUGCUCUAUGUUCAAGGCAACGAACGAGCCCACGGCCAGGACUUGGGCACGGCCGGCAGCUGCCUGCGUAAGUUCAGCACGAUGCCUUUCCUCUUCUGCAACAUCAACAACGUCUGCAACUUCGCCUCCCGGAACGACUAUUCCUACUGGCUGUCCACUCCGGAGCCCAUGCCCAUGUCAAUGGCCCCCAUCGCUGGGGACAACAUCAGGCCGUUUAUCAGCAGGUGUGCAGUGUGCGAGGCGCCGGCCAUGGUGAUGGCCGUGCACAGCCAGACCAUCCAGAUCCCGCAGUGCCCGCAGGGCUGGUCCUCGCUCUGGAUUGGCUACUCCUUUGUGAUGCACACGAGCGCUGGUGCCGAAGGUUCUGGCCAAGCCCUUGCGUCCCCUGGCUCCUGUCUGGAAGAGUUUAGAAGUGCACCAUUCAUCGAGUGCCACGGCCGUGGGACUUGUAAUUACUAUGCAAACGCUUACAGCUUUUGGCUUGCCACUAUAGAGAGAAACGAGAUGUUCAAGAAGCCCACGCCGUCCACCCUGAAGGCUGGGGAGCUGCGCACACACGUCAGCCGCUGCCAAGUCUGCAUGAGAAGGACAUAGUGAAGCCGGGCCUCAGCUAGUCAACAUGGUGCUACUCCCCCGUCCCCUUCUGUUUUAACAGCAACAAAUCCUAGAAAUAUAUCCCGUGUACCUCACUGUCCAAUACAGAAACCGUAAAGUGCCUUAUAAGACCUCGCGUAACUAACACCCCCCCGCUUCGUUGGCCUCUACUUGCUGAAGGAGAAACAAAGACCACAAUACACUGUCGGUAGUGACAUACCAAAUGGCACUUUUGCUGAAAUAAAAAUAUAAGUCUGUUCUACAGCCCGGUGCAGUGAUGUGUCACGUGAGAACUCCAUCAGAAAACCGAAGGGUGCUAGGAGGCGUGCCGGCCUCCAUCCUGCCUGAACGCCCGUUCUCAUCCUUGUACUAGCAUAGAGUCAUUUCUCACCCCCGGAUGAAAUGUUUGUUUAUGUCACUGUCUCGCUGUUUCAAAAUUUAGGUCCCUUGGUCUGUAUAAGUAACAGUCAUGUAAAAAUGGUGUUUUGAACCUCUGAGUGGAAUUACGGGCUCAGCGGCCAUAUCUUCCAUCCCCCAAAUAUAAAUUGAGGUCUUUCUGCUCUGUGUGGUACUGCGUAGCUGCUUUUACAGAGAUCACAAAUUUCCUGUGGAAUAAAGAUGGUCCAAAAGUAGGCAGAAAUUAAAUAUAUAUAUAUUUUAGUAAUUUAUAUAGAUGUCAGCAAUUAGGCAGGGCAAGUUUUAGUUUCAUUUCCACCGUUACAAUAAAGCUUACAUAGUUUCUUCCUUUAAAAGACCGUUGUCCUUUAACAUAGGUUUCUAAACACUAAGCUAUUGAAUGUGAAACAUCAGUUUUCAUUGUUCACCUCCAAACCAAAAAGCGUGUGUUGCCAAAACCAAACCAGGUUCAUGCCUAUGGUGCCUAUUAUAGUGAAACAUGUACUUAAUGUUUUUAUUCUGUAUUAAAUAUCUUCAGGGUUUUACACACUAAUCACAAACUGAAUGACUUGACUUCAAAAGCAACAAGCUUAAAAGGCCUUCAUUUUAUUAGUAUUCCUCAUUCUGCAGCCUGGCGUGAAGAGCAGCUCUGUUGAAUCUAUCUGUUCAACAGCUAUGUUGAAAAGCUAUCAGUGUCUUCACAUGCCAGCACAUUCAGGUGGCCGUCUCGGUGGCCCGUGAGCUGUGUUCAGACUUCGGCAGGGGCGCGGAUGGAUAGCAGGAGAGCACAAUCGGACCACUGUGCCUGAAAUGACAUUUCACUAAAGGUCUCCAGAACGUUUUUAAGACUACUAAGGCCUUUUAUGUAAUUUCUUUAAAUGUGUAUUUCUUAAGAACUCAAAUUUGUAAUAAAACUAUUUGUGUAAAAAUUAAGCUUUUAUUAAUUUGUUGCUAGUAUUGCCACAGAAACAUGGAAAGUUCUGCACAAGCCACUAAUAAAUUUGUAAGCUUUGUAUACCUUA
Messenger RNA from Manis pentadactyla (Chinese pangolin), 6563 nucleotides. It is a transcript of the gene COL4A1, whose product is annotated as collagen type IV alpha 1 chain. Gene Ontology annotation, cellular component: basement membrane; collagen trimer. NCBI's taxonomy places the organism in Eukaryota, Metazoa, Chordata, Mammalia, Pholidota, Manidae. Bases 139 to 5145 code for a protein of 1668 amino acids. The transcript has 52 exons. Gene Ontology annotation, molecular function: extracellular matrix structural constituent. The record is from RefSeq and is a predicted model, not a curated record.